This is a messenger RNA of Pyrus x bretschneideri (Chinese white pear), 1735 nucleotides long. RefSeq names its product glucan endo-1,3-beta-glucosidase-like. The transcript is spliced from 3 exons. The record is from RefSeq and is a predicted model, not a curated record. Gene Ontology annotation, molecular function: hydrolase activity, hydrolyzing O-glycosyl compounds. Gene Ontology annotation, cellular component: plasma membrane. Bases 27 to 1568 code for a protein of 513 amino acids. Gene Ontology annotation, biological process: carbohydrate metabolic process. Lineage: Eukaryota; Viridiplantae; Streptophyta; Magnoliopsida; Rosales; Rosaceae.
UGAGAAAUCUCCAUUUCCUUUCAGACAUGGAGCCACCACUCAAGCUCUCCCUCCUCCACCUCCUCCUCUUCUCCGCCUGUCAUGUCAUCCUCCUCACCACCGCUUACUCCAUCGGCGUCAACUACGGCACCAUAGCGGACAACCUCCCGCCGCCCUCCAAAGUCGCCACGUUUCUCAAGACCAAGACCACCAUCGACCGCGUCAAGAUCUUCGACGCCAACCCCGACAUCCUCCGCGUCUUCGCCGGCACCAACAUCGCUGUAACCGUCACUGUUGGAAACGGCGACGUUCCCGCCCUUGCCAAGCUCUCCGCGGCGCAGUCAUGGGUGGCCGACAACAUCCUGCCGUUCCACCCGCGCACGACCAUCAACCGAAUAGCCGUGGGCAACGAAAUCCUCGCCACGUCGGACAAGGACCUCAUCGCGCACCUACUGCCGGCUAUGAAGUCACUUCACUCGGCGCUCGAGCUCGCGAACAUCUCCUCCAUUCAGGUGGGGACACCUAACUCUCUGGGAAUUCUCGCCCCCAACACGGGUCCACCGAGUGAAGGCCGAUUCCGAACGGGUUACGACCGAGUGGUUUUCGCUCCGAUGCUCGAUUUCCAUCGCCAGACCAAGUCCCCGUUUCUAAUCAACCCGUACCCGUUUUUCGGAUCCGUUCCCGAGACUCUAAACUACGCGCUGUUCAAGCCAAACGGCGGCGUUUUCGACAACGCCACGGGGAUGAACUACACGAACAUGUUCGACGCCCAGAUAGACGCGGUUUAUACGGCGAUGAAGAAGGUCGGUUACGAGGACGUGGACAUCGUGGUGGCCGAAACGGGUUGGCCCUCCGUAGGUGACCCGACCCAGUCUGAUGCGACCGUCGACAAUGCGGCAUCGUAUAACGGAAACCUCAUCAAGCACGUGAGCUCAGACAAAGGCACGCCGCUGAUGCCGAACCGGACGUUCGAGACCUACGUCUUCGCGUUGUUCAACGAGAAUCUGAAGCCGUCGAAGUCGGAGCAGAAUUACGGGUUGUUCAAACCCGACUUCAACCCGGUUUACGAUGUGGGCAUUUUGCGCAACCAACGGGCAGCGGCUCCCAAGUCGAGCGUGGCGGCUGGUCCCAACUCGGGGGUGGCCGCCGGACCAAAGUCUGGAGUGGCGGAGGGGCCCGCGUCCGGUGGAGCACAAGCACCGUCGCCGUCGGCGGGGAAGACGUGGUGCGUGCCGAGAUCGGACGCUUCGGAUGCGGCGCUGCAAAAGAACAUAGAUUUCGUGUGCAGCAGUGGAGUGGAUUGCAAGCCCAUACAGGAAGGUGGGCCCUGUUUUCAGCCCAAUACGGUGAAGUCACACGCUGCUUACAUCAUGAACGCAUAUUACCAGGCGAAUGGUCCGCAGGAUUCCAACUGUGACUUCAAGCACACCGGAGUCGUCACCACCACCGAUCCCAGUUACGAUGCGUGCACGUACCCGUACAAGGCGGAGAAGUCGGAAAAGACGGUGGCGGGGGCUUCAAUUAAAAUGAAAUGUGACAGAAUGGCAGGGGUAUUUAUGAUAUUAGCCUCUUGUAUAAUGCUAGUUUAAAAGAAAAAAUUAAUGAUGUUUGAUUGUUAAUUUAGGAAAUCUAGCUAAUUAAGCUAUUAAUUAUUAUUGGGUAGCCAUUUUUUGGGUUCCAAAUUCCAACGGCUAGUUUUUUAAGCUGCUCAGAUGUAUGAAACUUGAAGUUAAUAUAUUGAAAAGAUUAUGGAUUA